AAAUUUAUUAUUGUUGACCAAAUCCUAACCAUAAGUAUUAAUGUGAUGAGUAGGUGAUUGAAUUGAAGAGAAGAUGGUUGGAGAAGGAAGAAAACCAAAGGCAGUGAUUGUUGGAGGUAGCAUAGGAGGGAUAUCAAGUGCACAUGCCCUUAUCUUAGCUGGUUGGGAUGUCCUUGUCCUUGAAAAAACCACCUCACCUCCAACUGGAAGUCCUACUGGUGCAGGUCUUGGACUCAACUCCCUCUCUCAACAAAUCAUUCAAUCUUGGAUUUCAAAACCACCACAAUUCCUACACAACACCACUCAUCCACUAACUAUUGAUCAGAACCUGGUAACUGAUAGUGAGAAGAAGGUUAAUAGGACAUUGACAAGAGAUGAAAGUUUAAACUUCAGAGCAGCACAUUGGGGUGAUCUUCAUGGUGUUCUCUAUGAAUCACUUCCACCACAAAUAUUUUUAUGGGGUCAUAUUUUUCUUUCUUUCCAUGUUGCAAAUGAAAAGGGUCCUGUCAUAGUAAAGGCUAAAGUUGUGAAAACUGGAGAGGUUAUUGAGAUUGUAGGAGAUUUGCUUGUUGCUGCAGAUGGUUGUCUCUCUUCAAUCCGCCGGAAAUAUCUCCCUGAUUUUAAACUAAGGUAUUCAGGCUAUUGUGCUUGGAGAGGGGUUCUUGAUUUUUCAGAAAUUGAGAAUUCAGAAACCAUCAAAGGUAUCAAGAAGGCAUACCCUGAUUUAGGAAAAUGCUUGUACUUUGACUUGGCCUCGGGUACACACAGUGUGUUAUAUGAGCUUCCGAAUAAAAAACUCAAUUGGAUUUGGUAUGUGAAUCAGCCAGAGCCUGAAGUGAAGGGAACCUCGGUGACGACAAAAGUAACUAGUGACAUGAUCCAGAAGAUGCACCAAGAAGCAGAAAAAAUAUGGAUUCCUGAGUUAGCGAAGGUCAUGAAAGAAACCAAGGAACCUUUCUUAAAUUUCAUAUAUGAUAGUGACCCCUUAGAGAAGAUAUUCUGGGACAAUGUGGUAUUGGUAGGGGAAGCAGCUCACCCUACUACACCUCACUACCUUAGAAGCACAAAUAUGACAAUAUUAGAUGCAGCGGUGUUAGGCAAAUGCAUAGAGAAAUGGGGAACAGAAAUGCUUGAAUCGGCUUUGGAAGAGUAUCAGCUCACUAGACUACCAGUUACUUCCAAGCAAGUUCUUCAUGCAAGGCGUCUUGGUCGCAUAAAACAAGGUCUGGUGCUCCCCGAUAGAGAUCCUUUUGAUCCCAAGUCAGCAAGGCAAGAGGAGUGUCAGGAGAUUAUACUAACGAACACACCUUUUUUCAAUGAUGCUCCUUUGUCAUUUGCUUCUGUUACAUCUUCAAUUUGAUUGUAUGUGUUAGUAUAGUUUUUGUUGAUGAAUAAUUGCUUCACCAUCAAUGCAAUUGUUACACUAAUAAGGCGAUUCCCUGGGCAGUUUAAUUUGACAAUUAAGAUUAUGGCAAUUAAUUUUUGCUGAUGAAUAUCAAAUGCACGAAUCGACAUUUUACUUGAAAUUGUAAAAGUCGGUCAAUUUAGUCCCUUAAA
Messenger RNA from Medicago truncatula (barrel medic), 1557 nucleotides. Its product is annotated as 6-hydroxynicotinate 3-monooxygenase. The record is from RefSeq and is a predicted model, not a curated record. The transcript has 4 exons. Bases 74 to 1360 code for a protein of 428 amino acids. Lineage: Eukaryota; Viridiplantae; Streptophyta; Magnoliopsida; Fabales; Fabaceae.